Molecule: messenger RNA, 1816 nt
Organism: Guyanagaster necrorhizus
Lineage: Eukaryota; Fungi; Basidiomycota; Agaricomycetes; Agaricales; Physalacriaceae
Product: peptidase M24
Exons: 14
Coding region: 47-1543 (498 amino acids)
Biological process (GO): proteolysis
Cellular component (GO): mitochondrion
Molecular function (GO): metalloaminopeptidase activity; manganese ion binding
Source: RefSeq, a predicted model, not a curated record
GAUCUAAUCGCUCUUUCUUGUUCUUGCGAUCCGUGGCGCCAAUUUUAUGUAUGCCACCGUACGGCGCAAUGCUCAGGCCCUCGUCGCCGCCAUUGCUGCUAGCAGUCAGAUCUUGUCGCGUCCUCUGAUACAGAAACCAUCUCUUUUCGGACAGCCACUGCACCCAUCACAUCCUCACCUAGUCCACCCGAAUGAAUUGACGGCCGGAAUACCUCAUGAAGAAUACGAAAGGAGACGCAGAGCGCUCAUGGAAAGCCUGCCCGACAAUAGCAUGGUUGUCGCGGCAGCGGCACCGGUGACGUUCAUGAGCGGAGAAAUAUUUCACAAGUACCGACAAAAUUCGGAUUUCUGGUAUCUUACCGGCUUCGAGGAGCCUGAUUCUGCCGUUAUUCUCGAGAAGAACUCGACAUCGCGCGGGUAUUCAAUGACUUUGUUCGUCAACGAAAAGGACCCAUCUGAGGAGAGAUGGUCCGGCACCAGAACGGGGGUUCGCGCUGCCGGUGAAGCAUUUCAUGCAGACGAUGCCCAACCCAUAGCAUCCUUCCCAAAGCAUCUGGGCUCAAUAGCCUCCUCCUACUCACACAUCUUCUCUGACCCACAGUCUCACCAGGAUGAGCCUGCGCAUAAAAAGCUCCUCAAAUAUCUAUCGAACCCUCUCAAGAAACGUGCUCGCGAGAUAGACACCACCAUGUCCACCAUUUCUGGUUCACGACGACGCCCGCUGAAAUCCAAACUCGCACCCUCGCGGGCUAUUAAAAGCGAAGUCGAAAGACAUGUUAUGCGAGCCGCGGCAGACAUCAGCGGACGUGCCCACGCUAAGACCAUGCGGUUCACACGUCCCGGGAUAUCAGAAGCAGCCUUGUGUGCUCAUUUUGAAUAUCUAUGCUGUCUAGAGGGCGCUCAGCGUCUAGCUUAUGUGCCGGUCGUCGCUUCUGGUCCGAACGCUCUAAUCAUACAUUAUACAUCGAAUAAUAUGCCAGUCCAAAAUGGGGAGUUACUUCUCAUGGAUGCAGGAUGUGAAUACAACGGUUACGCGUCCGAUAUCACGCGCACCUAUCCCGUCAAUGGGUCCUUCACUGAACCACAACGUGAUCUAUACGCAGCCGUCCUAUCUGCACAGAAAGCCCUCGUGGCAUUGUGCCAUGAAAGCGCCGAAGAGACUUUGUCCAGCCUUCACGCAACAUCAUGUCGACUUCUCCGAGCCGAACUAGCCCAAAUCGGUUUCAACGUCAGUACAGCGGAUCUGGCGAGAGAUUUGUAUCCUCAUUCCUUGAGCCAUCCGAUUGGUGUAGAUCUGCACGAGUCGCAUACUAUCAGCAGGGUGGCGCCUCUCCAAGAGGGUAUGGUUAUUACAAUUGAGCCCGGCAUAUACGUUCCCCCGCUACCUCAAUAUCCGAAGGCAUUCCAUAAUAUAGGAAUCAGAAUCGAGGAUGAGGUUUUGGUGGGCAAAACGGACCCCAUCGUGCUCACAGUAACUGCUCCCAAGGAGAUUGUCGACGUUGAGGGUGCUUGUCAGGGUCUGUUGGGACUAGAGCCGUACUAGAACGAAGUGAAGUUCCGGUGCAUGAAGGAGAAAAUUUAAUCUCGGCGAUUCUUCUCAGAAAGAAGUGAUCUCGCACCGGCACCAUUUCCACUCUUCCUUCUGCACGAGCGUCUGAGGCGACGGUUAGAGAAUACGUAUAUAUUGGUUCGUUUAAUCCUUGCUCUUAUUUACUCUCCUCCAGCUAUGAUUCCAGUAAGUAAUACGCAACGAAGAGCCCAGGACACGACAAGAGUUACUGCGAAAAGACAGCAAUAUAUUCAUACCAUUCUGAAC